Molecule: messenger RNA, 1043 nt
Organism: Arabidopsis arenosa
Lineage: Eukaryota; Viridiplantae; Streptophyta; Magnoliopsida; Brassicales; Brassicaceae
Source: the annotation of a GenBank genome assembly
UCCUCGAUUUCAAUCUUUGAGAUAAAACCACAAAGAUCCGAUUCAAAGGUUCAAAAAACUCAAAAUCGAAACUUAUCCACAAGAAAACAAGGAACUUUUUUCAAAAAUGAAGGCGGAGUUGAAUUUGCCGGCGGGAUUCCGAUUUCACCCGACCGACGAAGAGCUUGUUAAGUUCUAUCUCUGCCGGAGAUGCGCGUCGGAACCGAUUAACGUUCCGGUUAUCGCAGAGAUUGAUCUGUAUAAAUUCAAUCCAUGGGAGCUUCCAGAAAUGGCGUUGUACGGAGAGAAAGAAUGGUACUUCUUCUCACAUAGAGACCGGAAAUACCCAAACGGUUCGAGACCAAACCGGGCAGCUGGAAGCGGUUAUUGGAAAGCGACUGGAGCUGAUAAACCGAUCGGAAAACCGAAGACGUUAGGGAUUAAGAAAGCACUCGUCUUCUACGCAGGAAAAGCUCCGAAAGGGGUUAAAACGAAUUGGAUUAUGCACGAGUAUCGUCUCGCUAAUGUCGAUCGUUCUGCUUCUACCAACAAGAAGAACAAUUUGCGACUUGAUGAUUGGGUUUUGUGUCGGAUUUACAAUAAGAAAGGAACAAUGGAGAAGUAUCAUCCGGCGGCGGAUGAAAAACCGACGGCGAAGAUGAGUACGUCGGACUCAAGAUGCUCAAGUCACGUGAUUUCACCGGACGUCACGUGUUCCGAUAACUGGGAGGUUGAAAGUGAGCCCAAGUGGAUUAAUCUGGAAGACGCGUUAGAGGCGUUUAAUGACACGUCCAUGUUCAGUUCCAUUGAUUUGUUGCAAAAUGACGCUUUUGUCCCUCAGUUUCCGUACCAGUCCUCCGCUUUCGUCGAUUCGUUUCAGGAACCGCUGGAGCAGAAACCAUUCUUGAAUUGGAAUUUUGCUCCUCAAGGGUAAAAAAUGGGAAAAAGGUUGAAGCUUUUCAGAGUCUUCGAUCACCGCAUCGUGUCGGAUCCUGACCCGGAGACCAAGUCGGGUCAUACGAUUACAGAAUCGGGUUAAUUGAGAUGUCCACAUUUGGAUUUCA